Messenger RNA from Pecten maximus, 1962 nucleotides. RefSeq names its product HD domain-containing protein 2-like. The record is from RefSeq and is a predicted model, not a curated record. The transcript is spliced from 6 exons. Bases 53 to 631 code for a protein of 192 amino acids. Lineage: Eukaryota; Metazoa; Mollusca; Bivalvia; Pectinida; Pectinidae. Gene Ontology annotation, cellular component: cytoplasm. Gene Ontology annotation, molecular function: 5'-deoxynucleotidase activity.
CGGAAGCACGUGUUUGGUUUGUUGACAGCUUUUUUUUUUCCAUAGAAGGGAAAUGUCGUCAAAUCUUGGUAAACUCUUCGAGUAUAUGUCAUUUGUAGGACAACUGAAGAGAGUGAAAAGAACAGGCUGGGUUCUGAAAAAUGUGACAGAUCCUGAGAGUGUAUCUGACCAUAUGUACCGAAUGGCCAUGCUGUCGUUUGUUGUUGAUCCUAAAACUGGAAUAAACAAAGACAGGUGUAUAAAAAUGUCGUUAGUCCAUGACAUGGCUGAGAGUAUAGUGGGAGAUAUCACACCAGCAGACAAUGUUUCUAAAGAGGAGAAGUUCAUCCGAGAGGAGAAAGCCAUGGAGCAUAUAACAAGCCUAGUGAGUGAGGAUGUGUCACAGGAAAUCAUCUCAUUGUGGAAGGAGUAUGAGAGCCAGUCAACGAAAGAGGCAAGAUUUGUGAAAGAUCUAGAUAAGUUUGAGAUGAUUCUACAGGCCAUGGAGUAUGAACAACAGGACAAGCGACCGAAGGCCCUACAGGAAUUCUUUGAUAGUACCCAUGGAAAAUUCCAGUCACCUCAAGUCAAAGAAUGGGUGGAAGAAUUGAAGAAUAUACGUGAAGAAAAUCAUAGAAAUGAUAAAACAUGAUAUUUAUGUAAUGGACGUUAGAUCUGAAUUAAUGGACAGCUGGAGAGAAGUUUGAGGCUCCGCUACCGAGAUCUAUAUCACCAGAUGUUACACUCAGUGUCUGCUAGACAGCAUGAAGCAUCAGUUUGGGAUGAAAUGACAUUUUUCUGAAGAAUCCCUUGAGAUGAGUGAUAAUGGUGGACUGGUUUCAGGAAUGCUUUUCAGAGGACAUUUAUGUUGGCAGUAUGUUCCAUUAUACAUUGUAUAUACAUAGACAUGGGCUUGACAUAGUAUAUAUCACUGGUAUAUAAGAUGAUGACAGCAAGUUCUGCUUUUAUACAAUAAAUUUUACUUUGAUUUACAUUGUGGUAGAUAUAGGUACUUUCCAUAGGACCUAAAGUAAAAAUAAUAUUAAGAAAUGAUGAACUGGUUUGUCUGCUUAAAUAAACAAGCCCCUCUACACUGAAAUGUACCUCAGGCUGGUGGGAAUUCCCUGUAAGCUUUGUACUCGGAAGGUACUUCUGCCUAAGAUUAGUUGCCAUUUACUUGCUUUAGAGUAUAACCUUCUAAUCCAUGAUAACUUUAGCGCCUUUAUAAAAGAAUAUAUAUCAAGCAUUUUCAAACCCCCUUCUGUAUAGUCUUUUAUGAUAAUGUCCUUUUCACCUUGUCUACUUUACUAUUCCAAAGAAAGCUAUAGAGUUCUGUGUUUAGCCUUCUGAUAAAUGCUAAGUCAGGAUCAGGUAGAGCUAUAAAAAGGUGGUUAAAAUUCCCUGUAAGCUUUGUACUCGGAAGGCGAGAGAUAAGUCUCGGUGUGGACAGGAUACUCCUCAUGGCUCCGUUCUACUAGUUAGCUACGUAUAUAUACAUUGUAUCUCAGUUUAACAUUUACACCUGACAUGUAGGUCAUGGUUUUGAAUAUCAUCUUAUGACUCUGAUCCAUAGAUAUUAAAUCUUUCAAAAAACUGUCAGUUAUUUUGAAAGAUUAUUAUCUAUGGAUCAAAGUCAUAAGAUGAUAUUCAAAACCAUGAUACAUGAUCAUGAUACUUAAAAAUUAAAGGAAAUGAAUGUUUGUGAAAUAACUUAUUAUUUUCCCUUCCUAUCCACACUUGAUCAAUCGUAGGUCGUGUUGAUAAUAAAUGUUAACAUUCCCACAGCACAGAUCCUAUAUAUGACAACUACGAUGUAUGAUAUAUCCCUGUGUUGACAUGGGCAGUUAGGCUGCUGUGUAGUAAUACAUUGAUCAGAGUUCAAGGGGUCAUUAUGUGCAUUUUGGAAAGAUAUUGUUAUCAAAUAUUAAACUUGGUCAAUAUGAGAUAAAUAUUGAAAUUAAAGUAUUUGAAAAUAAUAACUGA